Trichomonas vaginalis G3 is the source of this 5034-nucleotide messenger RNA. RefSeq lists its product as uncharacterized. The transcript has a single exon. Lineage: Eukaryota; Parabasalia; Trichomonadida; Trichomonadidae. The record is from RefSeq and is a predicted model, not a curated record. Bases 1 to 5034 code for a protein of 1677 amino acids.
AUGUUUCAUGGAGUGCCACCAAAUGAACAAUUCAAUUUGGAAGUAUAUUAUGCAGGACAACUUAUUUCAUCACAAAUAUUCUCAACUUUUGAAAAUUAUUCAUCUCAUAUAUUCAGUUUUAACUAUACAUUUACAGAAAUCCCUGACAGGGCAUUCAAUUUGUACACCCAAAAAGUGGACACUGAAGAAGUGAAAAUUCCACAUACAAUGCCAUUUUGGACAAAUAAUAAAAUUUUCAAUGUCAUUCCAUUCAAAACCAAGUUUAAUUUAGCAGAUACUCUUGAAUUCAAUGUUACAUAUAUUGCACCUGCAGAAGGAAUCUUAUGGUGUUCUGCCGAAGGAUAUUAUUUAGAUUCAUUAAAUGUUAAACAGAUUUAUUCUACAGUGAAUACCACACAAACUGUUUCUAUUAGAAGUUGGACUGAUCUUCAUGGUCUAUUUUACAAAAAUGGCCUGAAGGUGAGAACUGAUAACAUUCAAUACAUUAAAUCAGGAUUAUACACUAUUACAUUUUUAAUUAAAGGCAAAGAUAAAAUAGAAGAAUUUCCAGUAGAGAUAGAAAUUGUAAAUGAGAGACCCCAGCUAACAACAGACAAAUUCGAAAUUAACACAAUUGGAAAUCAAUGCAUAAUAGAAGGUGUAGAAAUCACUUAUAAUAGACCCGACACAAAAUUAAUUCUUUAUUACCAAAUAGAAAAUAUUCUAGGUGGGGCUCCAAUUGUACUUAAAUCAGAUAUUACUUUGACAGAAAAUACUAUAAAACUAGACGACAAAUUCGCGUUCCCAAUUAACAUUUCAAAUCCUAAAAUAUCUUUAUGGUGCAAAGAAGAUGUUCGUCCUAUAGCAUCAAAGAAAUUUUCAAUUUCUCAUCAAAUUUCCGCUUCAUUAACUGAGUAUCCAACUCAAAUAGACUAUGAUAGAGAUAAAACAAUGCCUAUAAGAGGCAUUCUUAAUACAUAUGGGGUAGAGAUGAAUGUAACAAUUACAAUAUAUAUAAGUGGCUAUGGAUUCAUAAUACCGCCUGAACAAUUCUCAAAUGAAAGUGGAGAAACUGAGUUUACGUACACAAUUGAUUUAACAAAUAUACCAGUAGCAAAUGAAUGGAAAUUGUAUUUACAUGCUAAAGACAAUCAAAACAGUGAAAUAAAAUCUCAAACAGUGUAUACAAUUGAUGUAUUUAGAACAAAUGUGCAGAUUCAGAACGUUAAUAUUGUUAACAAUGCUAUCAGAGCUGGAGAAACGCUAAAUAUUAAUUUGGCAAUCACUGAUGAUGAUCCAGAUUCAUAUAACCCUUACAUUGAAUAUUAUGUAGAUAAUCAAGAACAUAAAAUAAUGAAUAUUGAAAGUGAUCAAGAUAAAUCGCAACUAUCUCUUAAUUUCCCAGUUGAUGCUUUCGUUCCAGGACUAUACAAAUUAUUCAUGUUUUAUGUAGGCUAUCAAAUUGGAAAAACCAAGCUAUAUUCAUUCGAUUUUACUAUAAUUAGUACUCCACCAACAAUUUCAAUUGAAACAGAUUAUUUACUUAAUGAAUACAGGUUCCUUACGUCCCCUACAAUUAAUAUUGAUUCCCUUGCAUACAGUCUCAAUGGAAAAAUCGAAAUUUAUGUUAUCGAAAAUGAUACACCUAGAAAAAUCCUCGAAUAUACAUCAGAUUAUACACAUCAUAAAUUUGAAUACAUCCAUAAACACCCGCUAAUUGAACAGAAAAUCAAUUUAACAUUUUAUGUAAUUAAUGAAUUUAAUGAUAAAACUUUUGCAAGCAAUUCAAUUGAAUAUAAUGUAGUUCAAAAACCAACAUUGCAAACAUAUACCAAUUCAGAUUGGUUAUUACCAAAACAAACAUUUACAAUAAUAUGGAAUAUGGAAGAUGUCUCUCCAAGUGAUGAGAUAACAUUCGAAAUUAUCUUGUUUGAUCGAACAAUUCAAUACUCUCAAAAAGCUCAUCCAAAAUCUGACUAUACAACAGAUAAUUUCACAUUUGAAGGAAAUUCAGGUGAUAACUAUGGAAGUUCUUUUUAUGAAAUCUUGGCAUAUGCACAAAAUUCAGAAAUUGAUAGAGUAUCUCAUUUGAUCACUGUUAAUGCAACUCCAAGAUUUGAGAAUGUUCAAUGCAAUACUUCUUUAGCAGCAGGAGACAAAUUAACUAUUAUUACAGAUUUUGAAUGGAAUUCAUUCAAAGAAGUCUACGCACAUGGUGAAUACGCUUUGUUAAAUGUCAAAAUUAAAGCUGAAUAUCCAGAAUUAAAUUAUAGAUUUGAUAAUUCAACACUCAACAAAAUGAAAGAAACAAUUACAAAUGGAGAAACUAUUAUUCCAUUAUAUAUGUAUUUCGACGAUAUAACUAGUGUUCAUUCAUUGACAUUGUAUCUUUGUGACAGUUAUAUAAUUUAUAAAUCUCUGACAAAGACAUUUAGAUUAUCUGAUCGAAAACUUCCAUCAAUAGAACUACUUAGUAUAUCUAAAACAUCAGAGAUACAAAUGUAUCAAGAUGAAGUUUCUAUUGAUGUAAAAGUUAAAGAUGAAAUACAAAAUGAAAAUGUUAAAGUUUUCUACAUAAUUGGAGGAUCAAAGUUCGAAAUAGGAAGUGGACAAUUAUCAAAUGGACAAAAAGAUUUCCAUUGCAUUCUAGAUCUUUUUGAUGACUCCUCUGGUCCUUAUUUAAUUCUUGCAGAGGAUAGCCAAGGAUGUGUAUCCAAUUUGAUUCCUCAAUACCUUACCUUUGAAGAAACACAUAAUGAAUAUUUGAACAUCAUUGAAUGGAAGACAAGUUUUGAUGAAGGAGAUCCAAUCACAAUUAAAUAUCAAUUAAAUAAUCUCCCAAGAAGAAAGGAAAUAACAAUUUCAUUCAUGAACCAUUCUUCAACAAACGAAAUUUACAAUACUAAGAUUACUACUGAUGAAAGUGGUAAUUCAAACGCACUUGAAUAUCAAUUUGGUGUUCUUCAAAAUAUUGAUAUCUUUGAGGUUGAUCUUAUUAUUAAGAUCCAAAGCAUUAUAUUUGAAAACAAAUUGCUAACUACAGGUAUUAAUGAUAUACCAAUUUUAACAAUUAUAACUCCACCAUCAGGAAAUUAUGGUAUGAUGUCUUGUAUUCAAUUUGAAGCAAACGUCAAAUCUAAAUAUAAAGACAUUGCAGUUCGUGUCUCAAUUGAAGGUGGGGAAACAGAUAUUGGGGGUGAGAUACAUUUAUUGGAAUAUGAUUCAAAUAGAACACUCUAUUUCCAGUUUUAUGGCGUCCCAGAAGAAACUGAUCUAACAUUUCAGUAUUACAUUCAGAAUAGAGCUGGUUCAGUAUCCCAAAAAUAUACUGCUACAAUACAUUGCGUUCCUCAUAUUGCAAAUUUGAUCAUGAUUGAAAAUUGGGAUUUCACAGAAAGUGCAUUAUCUGAUGUUGGGAUCACUAAAUUUGAAACAAUUUCCACAGUGUCGGCAAUGAUAUUAAAUCCUGUUGAAGGAAUGAAAUUAAAGGUAUAUUAUCAAUUGAAUAAUGAUGAACCAAUCUUUAUCAAGGAGGUUAUUUCAGAAGCAAAAAUACCCGAAGGUAUGUUUGGCCCUGGAGGAGGUUCAGGAGAAGAUCCAUAUGGUCCUGGAGGAGAUCCAGGAGAAGAUCCAUAUGGUCCUGGAGAUGAAGAAUAUCCUGAGGAAAUGUCUGAUUCUAGAAGUGCUAAUCCUUUACGAAAAAUAUCAUCUGACGAGGAGGGGUAUCCAGAUGAUAUGUCUGAAAUCUACCAAAUUGAAACAAUUCAAUUCAAUUUACCAAAUAUUGCCCAAAAAACUCUAGUUAAAAUAUUUUUCAUUGAUGAAGAAGGUAGUAGAAGCAAUACAGUCAUGAAAACAUUUAACGUAAUAAAGCAGCCAGAAUUUAGAUGCACCGCAGUCGAAGAAUGGGAUAAAUCACCUGUUGGAUUCCCAGGAGAUUUAUAUACAUUGUCAUGCCAAGCAGUUGAAUACGAAAUCGGAAAAGAAAUCCAAGUAAUAGUUACUUCAGACUAUUUAGAAACAAUGCAAAAGUCAAUUGUAAUGAAAGAAAAUUAUAAGAGCGAUGUAGCAUUGUUCGAAUUUGCAGCUCCUGAUCAACGAACAUUCGAUAUUUCUAUAUCAGCAGAAAAUAAUAAUUUGGCCAUGCAUUGCUAUGUUAAAAUGGUUCCUUUAAUUGCAUUAAAUAUUGAAGAAGAAAUGGAUUUAAGUGGAGAAGAUCGAUACAUUUUCAAGUUUAGAAUAAAUUCUGUAGAACAUUAUAAUGUAGAAUGCAAUUUUAGAGAAGUAUUACAGAGGAAAGAAGAAUUUACUAUAUCAUCUGUAGAUAUUGAAUUUGUUUAUCCAUUUGAAGAUUUCGAAGAACAUUCUGGAGAGUUCUCAAUAAGUGUAACUUUAUUUGAUUUAGAAUCCGAAUUUAGAUACAACUUUGAAAAAUCAAUAAAGUUUAUUAUUGAGGAACCGGAACCAGUUGAUCCAACACCUGAUCCUGAAAAUCCAACACCUGACCCAGAGAAUCCAACACCUGACCCAGAGAAUCCAACACAAAAUCCAGAAGAACCAACACAAAAUCCAGAAGAACCAACACAAAAUCCAGAAGAACCAACACAAAAUCCAGAAGAACCAACACAAAAUCCAGAAGAACCAACACAAAAUCCAGAAGAACCAACACAAAAUCCAGAAGAACCAACAAAAGAACCUGUUCAUCCAACUGUGGAACCUCUCAAACCUUCUUCAACAUCUAAUGUUCCAUCAAAUGAUGACUCAGAAGAUCCAUCCAAUAAUAUUGAAAACUCAGCUUCCCUAUUUCGCAAAGUAUUGAUUUGGCCUUUGAUAAUAUUAGUAAUAAUCGGAUGUGCAAUUGCAGCAUUUUUUGUUUUUAAGUAUCUCAAAUCAAAACGUGAUACACAAAAUCCUGAUAAUGUAGAUAAUGUUGACACAAUUGAGAGUUUGCCUCCUCUUGAUGAAAAAAGUAUCAAUUUUGAAAGUGAAGACGAAUCAACUAAAUCAAGUGGAAAUAUUGAUGAACAAGCUCCACAAGGUGAUAUAUGGAUUUAA